CCCUAGUGCCCCCUCAGUGCCCGUGUGUGUGUAUUAUCGCACACUGCUGCAGCUUAAGUAUUUUACUGUGAAAACACGUGUGCUGACGGUCGUUUUCAAUAUUGCAUCUUCUUCCCCUUCAUACAUGCCCCACGUCCCCAUUUCCUCUGCUGCUGGACAAUCUGUUUGAGUCUACUCUUAACUUUUAUGUGUUUGGGAUGUUAGCCGGUGACCGUUUGUUCUUGUUUUGUACCUAAUAAACCAUUAAAGACAUUUGGAGGGUGGUCACAGCAAAUAGGACUUGUGAGCUCCGAACAUUUUGGAUGAGUAAAGACUAUUGGCCAAAACACUUGAGGUUAGAACCAAGGCUGACGGCAGCAUGGAGCGUAUGAAGAAAAGUAGCGUUUGGGACCAUUUCAUUAAAAUCAAUGACACUGACGUGCGUUGCACUGUCUGCGAUAGAGUGCUGAAAUACAAUAGCAGCACAUCAUCUAUGUUAUAUCACCUGAAAGCGCGACACUUUAAAGGCUUCACAGGUGAGAAUAGUCGCCAAAGCCAGCCUGCCGCAUCUACCGACAUGCUGGAUGGUAGGAAAUGUGGCAAACGGCGCUCACAGGCCAUCACCCAAAAGAUUUACAGAAUGAUCGAAAAGGAUAUGCUGCCUGUUGAUUUUGUAAAUGCAGAGGGCUUUGUAGAGCUUCUUGAGUUCAUUGAACCCAACUACAAAGUGCCAUCUCACCAGACCAUAGCCUCAUGCAUCGAAGAGCAUUUUGUCGAGAAAAAAGAUGAGCUCAAAGCAUGCCUUUCUGGCGUUGAAUGUGUAACCAUUGCGACAGACUGCUGGACAGCACUACCUACAGAGAAUCAUGUGACGGUGACCUGCCAUUGGACUGAUAAGGACUGGCAGGUUAAAUCAGCAGUACUCCAGACAAAGACUUUGCCGGGCAGACACAGCGCUGACAACCUGGCUGCAACACUAAAGGAAGUGGUAGAUGACUGGGGGUUGACGGGGAGGGUGCUCGCAUGUGUCUAUGACAAUGCCAGUAACAUCAUGUCUGCCAAAGUUCCUGUGUGGGUAGCGGUGACGUGUUUUGCCCAUGCUCUGCAACUGGUGAUCAAUGAUGCAUUCAAGCCGUUCGUGUACAAAGUAAUAUCUGCGGCCGGCAAGCUAGUUUGGUAUUUUAGCCACAACACCAUAGCCGCGAUUGCACUCGAGGCCAAACAGGAGCAGUUGCAGCUCCCCAAACACAAGCUCAUCCAGUCCAGCAAAACCAGGUGGACCUCUGUGUUCGACAUGUUUGAGAGGCUUCUUGAACAACGGUGGGCAGUGACGGCCAUCUUGUCUGACCACACCAUCACAGCACCUCAGGAUGCCGAAACACUUGAGAUUACGGACGAAUUCUGGGCAAUAAUGGCUGAUCUUAAACCGGUCCUGGAAACCCUGAAAUGUGCAACUACAGUCAUGUCCUCUGAGAAGACUGUGGCGAUCUCCUACAUCUAUCCCAUCACCUUCAGCAUCAUCAACAAGCACAUGGCCAAUGCUGCCGGCGACAGGCCGCAGGUAGCAGAGUUCAAGGCAGCAGUUCGACAGUCAUUAAGUGAACGCAUGGAGGUUGAGUGCAACGAACGCUUGGUUUCUAUGCCAGCGAUGAUCGCCUCUGCCCUGGACCCUCGCCACAAACACCUCCCGUUUCUGUCAAGAGAGAAAAGGCAGGCGGUUCUCUGCAAACUUAAGGACCUGUGCACUGAGCUGGAGAGUGCCCCUAUUGAGGAGGACAUGGACGGAGACGAAGAGCCAGGUGCUGCAGAUGGAGAAGGGGGUGAUGCUGUAAUGGCGGGCCCAUCCAAUGGAGCCAGCCUCAACGAGAGCGCCAUGAGCAUGCUGCUGGGAGACGAUUACAGCAUGACUGAUGUCAAAGACCCGCAGUGCGAGGUGGAUACGUACGCGAAGGACAGCCGGCCCUCGCUUCAAAGCAACCCGCUCGAUUGGUGGAGGGCGAACCAGACGCGCUUCCCCAGACUGGCGAGCUUGGCAGGACGCUUCCUUUGCGUCCCAGCCACGGCCGUGCCACCAGAGGAGGCUUUCUCUGCUGCAGGCCUCGAAACUGAUCGGCUGCGUACUCGCCUGACCCCGGAGCACGUAGACAUGCUUGUGUUCUUGAACAGAAAUAAAUGAUCGGUUGCCGAGUGCGGUAGGCCGAUACCUACAGAGAACACGAGAACGUUUCAUUUGAAAUUUUCACAGUAUGUUCGUAUGCAUCAUGACUCUAGGCCAUUCUUCUUUGAUGACGCUCUGAGCUUCCUUGAACUUAAUUUUAGUGGACUACACUGCGUUUUGGACUCAUUUGGAGCAACACAUUCUCGCAAGAGCAGGGUGUAGAGAUGAGUCUCGUAUAUACAUUUCACAUAUUCUUGUUCAGACAGCCUACACGACACUCCUCACGACAACUUGCACGGUGAAAAUGGACGGGUAAAUAAAUAUAGGACUGGCUUUGUUUUGCUUGCUUGUGGACUCUAAAACUUGAAAGGAAUGUUUGGUGUUGUGGUGCUCUACAACUCCUUUAUAACUCUAAACACAUUUCUCUCUGAUCAUGCUUAUAUAUCCUCCACAGCAACUUGUCAUCAAGUGCGGUACCCACUAGCUUUGUCCCUUUAUAGUCAAUGUCUCAAAGGAACAUUUCUGGGAAUUUCCCACCCACCUCAAGUUAAAUUAUUUGAGUUUUCCUUUUCUCAUGCUCUUCCAGACGUUCUCUCUGAGUCUGGUGUGAUUACUUCUGGUCCCAAGCUAGCAUGGUGUCUUUGAACCAAGUAGCACCAUUAGCUGCUGCGGGGUUCGGGACUAAUGAUGAAUUGUUCCCCAAGUUGAAGUUCACUGACAAUCCCUUGUCACUCUGCCAAAAAAUGGGGCCGCUAACCCAAAUGCUGUUGCACUUUAAUUGCCUGUUCAUUUGAGCUACUUAAGGAAGAGGAGUUGACUUCAAAAGCUGAAAACACAAGUGGCCUAAGCAACACUUUACUAGGGUAUUGGUUUUGUUGCAUGUUCUGACCAAUUUAGCAUGUACGCAAUGAUAUGUGCAUGUUGGAUGCGUAAAUUACAUGUUGAUAUUUUUGAUUUGAUAUGAGAUAUUAUAAAAAUGUUAUCAUUUUAUUUUGUUUCCAUUUAUAGUAACAUAACAUUGUUAAAAGAAAGACGCUGUAUAGCCUAAAAUGUCCUUUAUAGGAAAUUGUAACCUAUGAUAUUAGCAGACUUCACCUGCCUACCUACAGGCAUCUCUGAGAACAUUUUCACUUCCUGGCUGGUCUACAGUAUGUAUUGCAAGUGUGUGUGUGU
Molecule: messenger RNA, 3310 nt
Organism: Engraulis encrasicolus (European anchovy)
Lineage: Eukaryota; Metazoa; Chordata; Actinopteri; Clupeiformes; Engraulidae
Product: E3 SUMO-protein ligase ZBED1-like
Exons: 2
Coding region: 359-2155 (598 amino acids)
Biological process (GO): regulation of transcription by RNA polymerase II
Cellular component (GO): nucleus
Molecular function (GO): DNA binding; protein dimerization activity
Source: RefSeq, a predicted model, not a curated record